AGAUCGCAAAGUGACGUCCCAAAAAGUUGUUUUGUCAUUGCUCGUGAGUCGCCGAAAAAGUUGCAUUGUCCGCACGAAUUUGAGGCCAAAACCCCGCCGGAAUCUGUGAGAACCUGUUCCGACCGACCGAGGAAACUAACCCGCAACCAGGAUGCCGUCGGAAACGAGCGUCACCAAGGUGAUUGUGCACCCGCUGGUGCUGCUGAGCGUGGUGGACCACUUUAACCGGAUGGGCAAGAUCGGGAACCAGAAGCGCGUCGUCGGAGUGCUGCUCGGCUGCUGGAGGGCCAAGGGCGUGCUGGACGUGUCGAACAGCUUUGCCGUUCCGUUCGACGAGGACGACAAGGACAAAUCGGUGUGGUUCCUGGACCACGACUACCUGGAAAACAUGUACGGCAUGUUCAAGAAGGUGAACGCCCGCGAGCGCGUCGUCGGCUGGUACCACACGGGCCCGAAGCUGUGCCAGAACGACAUCGCCAUCAACGAGCUGAUCCGGCGCUACUGCCCCAACUCGGUGCUCGUCAUAAUCGACGCCAAGCCGAAGGAUCUGGGUCUGCCGACGGAGGCGUACAUCGCGGUGGAGGAGGUGCAUGACGACGGCAGUCCCACGUCCAAGACCUUUGAGCACGUACCGAGCGAGAUUGGCGCGGAGGAAGCGGAAGAGGUGGGCGUGGAGCACCUGCUGCGGGACAUUAAGGACACGACGGUCGGAAGUUUGUCGCAGAAGAUCACCAACCAGCUGCUCGGGCUGAAGGGACUGAACUCACAGCUGCGCGAAAUCAAGAACUACCUGCUGAAGGUCGGCAACGGGCAGCUGCCGGUGAACCACCAGAUCGUGUACCAGCUGCAGGACAUCCUGAACCUGCUGCCGGACAUUGCCCAGGAGAACUUUACCGACACGCUGUACGUGAAGACGAACGACCAGAUGUUGGUGGUUUAUCUGGCCUCGCUGGUGCGGUCCAUCAUCGCGUUGCACAACCUGAUCAACAACAAGCUCACGAAUCGGGACGCGGAAGAGGGCAAAAAGGGCGACGACGGAAAGGACAAGAAGAAGGAGGGAAAGGACGGCGAGAAGGAGGACAAGGAUAAGAAAAAGGACGACAAGAAGGAGGAGAAAGAGAAGAAGUAGAGAGAGAGUGUCUGUGGCUAGAGGAGUUGCUUUUUGGCUGCAAAUCAAGUGUAACGUUUAUUAAUUACAUACGAAUCGUAUAAAUACUAAUACUAAUUCUCAAA
Molecule: messenger RNA, 1233 nt
Organism: Culex pipiens pallens (northern house mosquito)
Lineage: Eukaryota; Metazoa; Arthropoda; Insecta; Diptera; Culicidae
Gene: Rpn8
Product: 26S proteasome non-ATPase regulatory subunit 7
Exons: 2
Coding region: 152-1129 (325 amino acids)
Biological process (GO): proteasome-mediated ubiquitin-dependent protein catabolic process
Cellular component (GO): proteasome regulatory particle; proteasome complex
Molecular function (GO): metallopeptidase activity; protein binding
Source: RefSeq, a predicted model, not a curated record